Apiotrichum porosum is the source of this 741-nucleotide messenger RNA. RefSeq lists its product as uncharacterized. Gene Ontology annotation, molecular function: quinone binding; NADH dehydrogenase (ubiquinone) activity; 4 iron, 4 sulfur cluster binding. Bases 1 to 741 code for a protein of 246 amino acids. The transcript has 5 exons. The record is from RefSeq and is a predicted model, not a curated record. Lineage: Eukaryota; Fungi; Basidiomycota; Tremellomycetes; Trichosporonales; Trichosporonaceae. Gene Ontology annotation, biological process: aerobic respiration; electron transport coupled proton transport; mitochondrial respiratory chain complex I assembly.
AUGUCCGGCAUGCUCGCUACCGGCCUCAGGUCCGGCUCGUUUGCCCGUGCGUCCACUUCGGCACUGAGGCCUCUGGCCAUGGCUGCUCGCCCCCUGUCGACCUCGGCCCCCGCGACUGCCGCGCAGCCCGUCCCCAUCACCACCAUCGCCAACCGCGGCUCCAACCAGCAGAGCCUCGAGACUCCUCGCAACGGUGCCGGUACGUCGUCACAGAUUGUCCAUGUUGUGGCCACGAGCAGGGACAACGUUUUGCGUCAUGCUGGCAAGGAGAUGGGCAAGGAGUACAUCCUCACCACCCUCGACAAGAUUGUCAACUGGGGUCGCCAGGGCUCGAUGUGGCCCAUGACCUUCGGUCUUGCGUGCUGUGCCGUCGAGAUGAUGCACAUGGCCGCCGCCCGUUACGACCAGGACCGUCUGGGUGUGGUGUUCCGUGCGUCGCCGCGUCAGUCCGAUAUCAUGAUCGUCGCCGGUACCCUCACCAACAAGAUGGCCCCCGCGCUCCGCAAGGUCUACGACCAGAUGCCCGAGCCCCGCUGGGUCAUCUCUAUGGGCUCGUGCGCCAACGGUGGUGGUUACUACCACUACUCGUACUCGGUCGUCCGCGGCUGUGACCGCAUCGUUCCCGUCGACAUUUACGUUCCCGGAUGCCCACCAACCGCCGAGGCGCUCCUGUACGGCAUGCUCCAGCUCCAGCGCAAGAUGCGUCGCAACAGGCAGGGCGUGCGCUGGUACCGCAAGUAG